Molecule: messenger RNA, 6480 nt
Organism: Ictalurus furcatus (blue catfish)
Lineage: Eukaryota; Metazoa; Chordata; Actinopteri; Siluriformes; Ictaluridae
Gene: kif26bb
Product: kinesin family member 26Bb
Exons: 15
Coding region: 735-6314 (1859 amino acids)
Biological process (GO): microtubule-based movement
Molecular function (GO): microtubule binding; ATP binding; microtubule motor activity
Source: RefSeq, a predicted model, not a curated record
UAAUUGAGAUGAUUUAUAGUAUGAAUCUUGCAUUUAUGUGAUAAUAGAGUGAUGACAAACCAAGUUCACGCUUAAACCUGUAAAAAGGAGAUUAACCAAAGUUUAAUUUUUAAAAGCAUGCCAUAUAGCCACACUGUAUAAAACAUAAUGAAAAUCACAACUUGGGCAGAACCUUUGCUUUGCAAAUCGAAAAGAAUCGUUUAAAUGAAUCGAUUCUGUUUGUGAAUCUCCCUUCAGUAUGCUAUCUCACCAUGCGGUAACCAAAACAGGUCCCAAGCUUCAGGUCUCCUGACAAUAACUGGGUGGCACCCUUCUUCUGUACGGACUUGGAAAAGACAAUGAAGGCGGAAAAACAGCGCUUCUUCUUCUUCGUUUUGUUUUGUUCACAGAUUAUUCACAGCUAAACAAGCUAGUCCAGGGAAAUUUAUUACGCCCAUCAAUUUAAUAAUUAGCCUAACACAGUUCAUUUGAGUUAAGUGAAGAUAAGGCGAGUCUCCGGGACUUCUCCUGGGGGGUCAUGCAAGAGACUGAUCACUGGAGUCUUCGAGUGAACACUUGAGUGCUUUUUUGGAGCUGGAUGGAGCGCGUGCAUCAAGGCACCGAGCGCAGGUCACUUUAAACACAGUUUCCGUGUUGACGCGCGUGCGGCUGCACCCACAGCCUUCUUCACAUCACUCGAACUGAAUAACCUACAGGUUACUGAACGGUACUUUAAAAGGGCGUCGUUGUAUACAAUGGGGUCUUCGGAAAUAGCUCGGAAACAAAGAUACCUUGCGCAGAUGACCGGCACUAAGUCGCUCUCUCAGGCUCAGUUCAGCGCUGUGUGUGUCCCGCGCGCCGAGCGACUCUCUCCAGAAGGCGCAGGAGCUUCAGGAGCUUCCGGAGACUCAAAAUCCCUCACGACCAAAAGCGAGAGACCGGUAACACCAGACGUGGCUCGUUUGUGUGAAGAAUGCGUCGCUCGAGUGCUUGUUUUACAGGAACAAGCUCUGCGAGUGUUAAAGGAUGGUCACUUUUCCCCCAGAGAUCCAAAACUCUCCAUCCUUCUCUAUGAGAGCUUGCGAGUGCCUACUUGGAUUGGCCUUGCUGGUUGCUGUGACGUCUGCUUCACUCACCUGAGCCAGCUCAAGCGGGAGGCCAUCCACAUGCUCCUAAAGCAAAACCGGACCAUCUGGCCCAAUUCUCCCCCUGCCAGCGUCUCACCCGGCUACGAUGCCUUGGGUUCUCACACUCUGCCUAGAGCCAUCAGUGCUCGUUCUCCAAGCCCCAAUAAACGGCAGAAGUUCAGCAACCCGAGAACGGAAAGCUGGGUCAGAGAACACUCGCGCUUUGAGACCCUGUGGGGUGCAAAUAAUGAAACAUCACCUUUUGCUGACACGGUUUCUCAGGAUGGUAUGAAAAAGAAAAAAGACGAUGAGGCCACGGUUCUCUGCCGCUUCAGUGGUCCUUUGACAUUCAACACUUCCAAAGUUGCCGCGAUGCUGCCUGCUGGAACCUCUGCAGCUUUCUCUUUCAUCGUCAGACAAAAUAGUAUUAAUGUGUCAACUUCUUUUAACAACACCAAACCACAUGUCCCCAGGGCUGUCCAGAAGUUGCACUUGACCUCAAGAAGGAAGAAGCAGAGCUCUGAUAAUGAUUGCUAUCCCACAAACUUCUGUGGUCUUCUCCAGAAGGACCCUCCUCCUGUACCGUUAAACCUUUUACAGACUCACAGCAAGAGCAGAGAGUUACCAGAGAUGGCAAAGGUACCACUGACCUGUUUUAUUUGUCAAACUCCACACUGGCUGACAUUUAUUUAUGUUUUGUCAUGUUUCCAGGUCAGAGUUAUGCUGAGACUCAACCCGAUUCUGACGGCAGACAUGUCUCAGUCCCAUGCCCUUAAAGUGGACCUACAUAAGAAACAGGUCACAGUGUUGGAUACUGUCACACAAAACCCACAGAGAUCAGCAUCAGGCACCACUUUCACUCCAAAGACGUUCACAUUUGAUGCUACUUUUGGCCCUGAGUCAUCCCAGGCAAAGGUCUGUGAGAAGAGUUUGUAUGAGGUUCUCCAGUCUGUUGUUGCUGGAGCAGAUGGCUGCAUCUUAUGUUUUGGACAAACCAAAGUGGGAACAUCUUACACAAUGAUUGGAUGUGAUGAUGGGACACCAAACCUUGGGAUUAUCCCUUGUGCCAUUUCUUGGCUUUUCAAGCUCAUUAACAAGAAGAAGGACAAGACAUGGGCAAACAUCUCGGUAUCUGUGUCAGCUGUUGAGGUGUGCGGGGAGACUGAAGUGAUCAAGGAUUUACUGUCUGGUUUUGAGGCUGGUGAUCACACCCAUAAGCCAAAUGUUUACCUCCAGGAGGACCCUGUUUGUGGAAUACAGCUUUACAACAACAGGGUGGUAAGUGCUCCUACAGCAGAAAGAGCAGCCUGCCUAUUGGAUACCGCCUUAGCAUCUCGCAACAAAGGCAUGGCAGGGUGCAGAGGGACUUUUCAUCAUCACUGCCAUAUGUUCUACACUCUGCAUGUCUGCCAAAAACACAUAGAGAGCAGCCCCACAUCUGGGAUGUAUGUAGAACAAAGCAAGCUGAGCCUAAUUGACUUAGGAAGCUGUACCAGAGAGAGAAGUAAGAACAACACAGAGGUCUGUCUUCUUGACCUGGGCAAUGUUAUUAUGGCCAAGAUAAAUGGGCACAAACAUGUCCCUAACAAGGGGAGUAAACUGGCCAUGCUCAUGCAAGACUCUCUUGGAAAUGUAAACUGCCACACAACGAUUGUAGCCCAUGUCUCCACCUCUCAUGAAGACCUGUCUGAAACUCUGUGCACCAUCCAGAUUGUCUCUCGCAUUCGAAGAUUACAAAGGAUCAGAAAACAAACCUGCAGCUCACCUGGAUCAAGAAGCUUGGGCAAAGAAAAAAAAGCAAACGACUCCUCUAAGCUAAGAGCGUUUCGCUAUGCAGGUUCAUUGGAACAUACUUUUUCGUUGCCUCACCUCUUUGACGAUCUAGGAGACUAUUCCGAGAGUGAUAAGUCAUGCGACACUGUGUUCUGUGUGGAUCCAAAAGGUGUCCUUCAUGAUAAUAAAGGAGUCAGAGGGAAUCAAGAGUUUGUGCCAAUAAUUCCAUCUUUGCAAAGGAACAAGGCAGACUUAAAAAGCUCUUUCUCUAUAAAGCACAGUGAUAUCAUACAGUCGAAUCAAAAUUCAAAAGAAAUGAAAAAACUUCCUGCUCAACAAAAUUCUAGUACUCCUGAUUUGGAGUGUUUCAAGUGCAACACCUUUGCUGAACUACAGAAUCGACUGGGAUGUAUUGAUGAAAGUGAAAUGGUGGGCUUGCAUUCUUGCAAGAUACAGCCUGCAAAUGCUAUCGUUAAAUCUGAACCUCUCUCAAGCAAAGUUGUGAAGAUACCAGCUGAAAAGCCAGAGAUUCAACAAUUUCCAUGUAAAAAACAGGCUAAUAACCAGGAACAAGGACAACCUACUCAGAGAGAUGCCUUUAUGAAGGACAUUAAGGAAAUACCUUGUGAGUAUAGUGGUCAAGACAAAAUUACUCAAAAUAUUCUCCCAUGCUCACCCAGAUUUCGCAUGUCUAGUAGCUCUGUGCAAUGUGAACAAGUCACUGAAUCCCAAAGCCUUACUAAAACAAUGGACACGACUCCUUCUGUACCUUUUCCAGUGGAAGGGCUGUCAUCUGAUAAGUCCACAUUGCCCCCCAAGAUUCGGAUACCUCCUGUGGGCAAAAGCUCAUCCUCCCCGUCUACUGCCCUAGGGACCCCAGUUUCUUUCCCUAUUACCCGAUGUGAAGUUAUUCCACAGUUUCCUAUAGAGAACCAAGGAGAGAAAGCAACCAUCACUGUAACAGUUCAGCAGCCACUGGAUUUGAAUGGACAUGAUGAACUUAUAUAUUCUGUGGUUAAGGAAGUGGAGGUCAAUAGCCCAGUUAAUAAAGGCAAGGCUGCAAAAAUAGCAAAUAUUGCUGAGCUUGAUUCUCUUAAGAACUUGCCACUAGGGUCUCAGCCUGUGAAGAUCAUUGGCAAUAUUGGAAAGGAACAAACUGCUGUUGAUUCUGUAUCCGAAGUUCAGGCUUUAAAUACAAUUGGUAAGACAUCAUCAGAUUUAUCUGCAGGCAAGACCAUUUCUAUGGGUCAAAACCAUGCUGUCAACUUAAAGACUGAUAAUAAUCCCUCUCAACUUGACGUUAGGUCAAAGGAAUCCCAGUCUAAGACUGUCACAGAGGUGGCCAAAACUGAUUUUGGCUCCACUUCCCAAUAUGAGGUCUCAGGGUUCGAGGAGUAUGCAUUUGAGAUGGCAGCAGAGCAAGAACGUGUUAAGAGAAAGUGUAACCAAAGUAGUGGGCAGCUUUGUUGUGAGUUCAAAGACAAGAUUUCUCCAACAAAUCAGACGAAAUUAGAAUAUUUUCCGAUGAAACCAGAAGAAAAUCUAGUCAGUAGUUAUUCAACUUAUGACACAAGCAGUCUUACAAGAGCUUGGCUUGGUACUGACAAACAGCAUGCCUGUAAGGACCCCCUUUAUCCCUGUACAAGCUGGAAAAAUGAGACGUCAUAUGAUCCAAAAGCAACGCUAGAAAAAAAAAAUUAUGUUGCGAAACCAAGUCUUGUAGAAUGGGCAAAAUAUAGUAAAUCAAUGCCUUCAGUGCCAAGAUCAGAUAACAACAGUCCUAAGAUAAACAUAAAACAUGUGCAGCCUACUAUGACCCAGACAAACUCAGAGAAUCAGCUCAAAACUGCAAGACCCAAAUCCCCUAUUGAUGAGAGCACUAAGCUAUUUAGUGCAAAAUUGGAGCAGCUAACAAACAGAAGCCGAUCCCUAAGUAGACCACAUGUAGAGUGUGUUGCUGUACAGCCUUUUGAGCAGAGCAAUGCUGUGUUCAUUCAGGGUUCUUCAAGGAGUAUGGAGGGCAAUUGUACCCCACCAAGGGUCAACAGACAUCUUGAAAAGCAAAAUUGCCAGGAUUUGGGUUCUAAAGGACGUUUGGAAGGACAAUAUGCAUUAGCUCAUGCCAAAAGCACUGCCUAUCCUGGUUUGCUGACAGUUUCUGAAGCAGAUAUCCUCACUUUGUCUCAGGCUAAUCAUAGUCUUAGAAGAGUUCCAAGGUUUUUCCCACUUUAUGAUGUUGAUGAACAUGACACUACUCAGCCUUGCAAAUAUAGUCAGCCCAAUAUGUCAAGUGUAAACAAGGUUUUGUCUAGCCCAGCAGUUCACACGUUGUCUGGAACAGCCCCCAAUACAUGUGUAUCACCAAAAUCUAACAGACGCUCAAUAAAUAGAAGCUCAAGUCUGACAUCUGAUGGAUUUUCCAGAAAACAAAUCUCAUGGUCAUCCCAGUCUUUAUCCCGAAAGCAGGUGAAAGCGUCUAUCUCCUCCAAAUAUCCAAGCAAAAUAUUGAAUGGACGGGUUGAGUUUCUUAGAGCAAGUGAGGACUCUCUCUCUAGCUCUAGCCAAGGUAGCUCAGAUAUCGACGAUCUUGAGGAGUCAAAAAGAAAAAUGAAACUGUUGAGCCACACCUUACCUUCCCCAUACAGUAGGAUUACAGCGCCACGUAAACCAAACAAUUGUAGUGGACAUGCCAGUGAUAACACAAGUGUUCUGAGUGGGGAGCUUCCUCCUGCCAUGUAUAAGACUGCAUUGCUGUACAAUCGCAACAGUAUGGUCAGCAGUGGUUAUGAAAGCCUGAAGAGGGACAGUGAAACCACAUAUAGUAGUACUUCAAUACAUGACUCAAUCAGCGAUCAGAGCUGCUUCUACAGUACUCUAAAGGAUGCCAGAAUUUCCAAGAAAAGAAACAACACAGUAUCCCAUCAAAGACAUCCAUCACAGGACACCCUCUCAUCUUUAAGAAGGUCUGUGAGUGGGUCCAAAAUACACUGGGUAGAUCGUGGUACCACAGAUGCAUAUGAAAUUAAAGUUUAUGAGAUCGACAGUGUGGAUAGUUUGCAGAGGAGAGGAAAGGCAGGGAACAAGAGUGUUGUCUGCUUCAGUGCCAAGCUGAAAUUCCUGGAGCAUCGACAACAAAGGAUUGCAGAGAUGAGGGCCAAGUACAACACCCUAAAGAGAGAGCUGGAACUAGCCAAACAGCAUCUGAUGGUGGAUCCAGAGAAAUGGACCCAUGAAUUUGACCUCUGGCAGACAUUUGAAGUAGAUUCUUUGGAGCACUUAGAGGCCCUUGAGCUGGUCACACGGCGUCUGGAGUGCCAAGUCUUCCGCUGCAAGGCGCAUGUCAUGAUGGUAACCAGUUUUGAUGUGUCACCAAAGCGAAGACAGAAGAAGAAGUACCGAUCACCUGUCAAUUAUAAGGGGUUCAUAGGAAUGUAGCAUACCAAGAGUUUAAAUUAAUUUGACCUUUUACUUUUAAUGAUGUACAAAAUGCUAGUUUCAUAUAGUGUGUACAUUAACUGUGGUUCUAUGAAUGCUGGAUAACUGCCAACAUUGAAACUAUCAGGUGAGAAAUACAGCUCCUUCUAUGCAUGUGCAUGCAUUC